Mercenaria mercenaria is the source of this 14487-nucleotide messenger RNA. RefSeq lists its product as uncharacterized. The coding region runs from base 920 to 1975 and encodes 351 amino acids. The transcript has 4 exons. Lineage: Eukaryota; Metazoa; Mollusca; Bivalvia; Venerida; Veneridae. The record is from RefSeq and is a predicted model, not a curated record.
AUGGCCCCUUGAAGGGCCAAAAUUUGCUAUUUUGGCUUUUGCAGCCAUAUAAAGACUUCAUUUAUGGUUUGAUUUAAUAUAGACUUGCAGAAUAUCUUAAACAACAAUAGAUCUUGGAUUCCAUGAUGAAUCAGUCAGAUCCAAUCAUAGGUUACGGAGUUACAGCCCCUGAUUGGCCCCUGAAAGAGCCAAUUUUAAAAUUGUUAAUUUUUACCUUGUGAACACGAUAGAAGUGUCAUUUUACAUUUGAUUCACACAACUUAAGUCACAAUAAGAUCUCGGUUCCUGUCAAAAACCGGAUAGAUACCAUCAUGAAAGAGGCAAAAUUUUCUAACAGGUGAGCGAUAUAGGGUCAUCUUGUUCAGCGUUGGAGUUAAAUUUCUGUCCAAUUAAGUCUUUUACUUGAGGCUCCCUAGAAAAAAAUGUUAUCAACAGUUUUAUUUUGUGUUUCAUAAUUGCGGGUGGCGUCCACAGACUUUGUUCGGAGCGUAUCUUCUUCAUGCAUGGAGGGAUUUUGAUGUACAUGUAACUCAGCACUAUUAUGAGAUGGAGUGUCAUGCAGAAGAACCAUGGCCCUAGGUCUAAGGUCAAGGUCACACUUAGUGACUUAGAGGUCAAAGGUCGAAUUCAAGAAUGACUUUGUCCAGAGCAUUUCUUCUUCAUGCAUGGAGGGAUUUUGAUGUAACUCAGCACAAUUGUUCACCAUCAUGAGACGGAGUGUCAUGCAGACGUACCAGGUCGCUAGGUCUAAAGUCAAGGUCACACUUAGAGGUCAAAUGUCGAUACUUUGUCCAGAAAAUUUCAUCUUAAUGCAUGGAAGGAUUUUGAUGUAACUUGGCACAAAUGUUCACCACCAUGAGACGGAGUGUAUGGAAAAGAGGGAGUAAAGAGAAAACUGAAAAGUAGUUGUAGUCAAAGAAUGGCAGUCAAGUUGAGGAAAGCUGAAACACGGCAGCCUAAAGUAACAGAUACUAUAGAUACACCAGCUGUCGAAGACAAGCCAACACAGAUGGAGAAUGAUGAGGAGGAGCAAGUGGCAGAUUAUAUAAAUUUUGAUGAUGAAAAAAUAAAGGAAGCACUCAAGCAUCUGAAUUCAUUUCUGGAAGAAGAAAAUUUAGAUAGGCUGAAAAAAGUUUUGCAGCGGUCAAGAGAUGGAGGUGAACUUGAAAUUGGUCUUGGAAUUCAUCUUUUUUCAAAGUUGAUUGGAAAUGCUUACACCAGCAGAAAGAAGAGUUUACUGAGUUGUCCUUGUGGUUGUCUGGAAAGGCUUGCAGGUCAUGAAAAUAUGUGGAUAGGAUCUGAAAACACCUGGUAUGGAGAACUGGAUGUUAUAGCUGGAAAUCCAGCUACUGGAGAUGCUGUCUCAGUUUAUGUGAAAAACAGUGCUGGAGAUGAUGAUACUGAAAUACAGAAAAAUAAUGAAGUUAGUUUUGAAGGGGAAGAAACUGAAGAGGAAGAAGACACAGAGUUAGAAGGUGACAGUCCUGGUGAUCAGACAGAUGUUGAGCUGAAACUUUCUGGCCUGACUCAGGCCCUUAAUCAGAUUAUUGCUCAGGCUGUGGUCUUUGCUUUUACUGAGUACAACAGACAUACAAGUAAAGGAGAAUUCAUACCUUCAGUCAUAAUUGAUGAAGCAUGUUUUCAGUAUGUCAUAUACAGUCCUGCUGACGAUAUAUUGCUUGUUUCAAAUCGUAUGGUGUAUAUCGAUAUGGAAAACUUUGAUAAAAAAACAGGAUUUAGACCAUUUGUAGUGUUAUGGAUUAUUUUAAAUUACAGAUUGUUCUUUACAAAAUGUCCAGAUUUCAGGAGGCAUUUCAUCAAAAGUGGAUUCCAUGAGAAGAUUGGUGAUUUGCAACAGUUUCAAAAUUUGAAAGAUUAUUCAAAAAUUAUUUGCAUUAGGCAGAAUUUACAUUUUCCAAAUGACACUCCCAAUGCAAUUGGUACUGCAGCAAUGGAUUGGUUCCUUGAUAAGUAAGGUUCCUCUUGUCCCUGCUCCUACAGGACACGUUUUUAGCACACCUGAGUACAGGUUGAGCUAUUGUGAUCACUCAUUGUCCUUCCACACUUUUCUUCGAACAAUAUCUCCUAAACCACUGUGCUAAUUAUGACCAAACUUCACAGGAACCUUGAAUGGGUAGUGUCUUCAAAGAAUUUCUAUACAGUUGAGAACUCUGUUUGCCAUGUCAACAGAAAGGAAAAACUGAAAAUUAUGUUCUUAUCAGAAACUGCUGGCUUAAUUUUGAAAUUAUUUCACACAAAUAUUCUUUGGAUGUCCCUGUCGAAAGAAGUGGUCACUAUAGGGUGCGAUCACUCUCUUUUUGUAUGUAAUGGGAACAAAUAUUUCACUGGUCCUUGUUGCUUUUCACUGGCCUCGGACCAGCGGACCAGUGUUAGUGUCGAGCCGUGAAAUGACCACUCCUAAAGCUCUCUUCAGACUGAAAUAUUUUUACAAGGAUGUUCCAAGAGUGACUUUCUACCAAGAUUAUUCAAACUAACCCAAUUCGUCAAAAAACUUGGCGACCAAAAACAGUCAGUUUUCCCUGUAUAUAUAUAGUGGAAAAGUGCUGGCCAGAUUUUAAUAUCAUUUUGCGCAAUUGUUUUUUGGGUGAUCCUUUAAUAAAAAUUUUUAUGUCCCCCUUCGAAGAAGAAGUUGGUUUCUGGAUGAUAACUCAAGAACGCUUGGGCCUAGGGUCAUGAAAGUUGAUAGGGAGGUUGGUCAUGACCAGCAGAUGCCCCUGUUGAUUUUAAAGUCAGUUGCUCAAAGGUCAAGGUCACAGUGACCUGGAACAGUUAAACGGUUUCCGGAUGAUGACUCAAGAACGCUUGGGCCUAGGAUCAUAAAAGUUGAUAGGGAGGUUGAUCAUGAUCAGCAGAUGGCCCCUAUUGAUUUUGAGGUCAGUUGCUCAAAGGUCAAGGUCGAAGUGACCCAGAACAGUUAAACGGUUUCCAGAUGAUAACUUAAGAAUGCUUGGAUCAUGAAAGUUGAUACGGAGGUUGGUCAUGACCAGUAUUGAUUUUGAGGUUAGUAGGUCAUACGUCAAGGUCACAGUGACCCGAAACAGUUAAACAGUUUCCAGAUGAUAACUCAAGAACGCUUGGGUCUAGGAUCUUGAAAGCAGAUAGGGAGGAUGGUCAGGACAAGCAGAUGACCCAAAUUGAUUUUUAGGUCAAAGGUCAAGGACACAGUGACCCGGAACAAUUAAACAGUUUAUGGGCUAUAACUUGAGAAUGCUUGGGCCUAGGAUCACGAAACUUAAUAGGGAUUUUGAUCAUGACCAGUAGAUAACCCUGUUGAUUUUGAGGUCAAAGGUCAAGGUCACAGUGACCCGGAGCAGUUAAACGGUUUCUGGACGAUAACUCUAGAACACUUGGGCCUAGGAUUUUGAAAGUUGAUAGGAAGGUUGGUCAUGACCAGCAGAUGACUCCUAUUGAUUUUGAGGUCAGUAGGUCAAAGGUCAAGAUCACAUUGACCCAGAACAGUAGAACGUUUUUUUGCCAAAUAACUGGAGAAUACUUUGGUCUAAAAUCACAUUUGAUACAGAGUUUACUUAUGAUUGGUAAAUGACCAAUAAUUAUUAAUUUGAGGUCAGUAUGUCAAACAUCCAGUGCACAGUGACCAAAUAAUUUCUGUCUGUGUGCAAUUACUGAAUGCAUCAAGGGGGGCAUUUCGUGUUCUACGAGCUUUUGUUAGCUUUCCUGUGCACAAAGUGCCUGGGGUGAGCUAUUGUGAUCAAUCACCGUCCAUCCAUCCAUUGUCAAUUGGUCCACACUUUUCUUCAAACAACAUCACCUCUGAAAUCAUGUUGUAGAAAUUGAUGAAACUCGGCCUGAAUGUUCCUUGGGUGGUUUUCUUCCAAAUUAUUAUCAUUUGUCAUCAAUUCCCCAAUGUGUUACCUUUUAACAAAUAAUGGAAAUUAAUUACUAAUUAGACAGAUAAUGUUCGGGAAAAGAUAUCAAAUAUUUCGCAAGUCAUGUUUUUUUUUAGCUCACCCGAGCCAAAGGCUCAUGGUGAGCUUUUGUGACCGCUCAAUGUCCGUCGUGUGUCCGUCAACAUUUUCUAAAAAAAAAUCUUCUUCUUCAAAACCACUGGGCAGAAUUACACCAAACUUCACAGUAAUGAUCCUUGGGUAAUCUUCUUGUCUGAAACUGCACGGCCUAGACUUUUGAUAUUUGGUAUGUUUGUUUGUUUGUUUUGGGUUUAACGCCGUUUUUCAACAGUAUUUCAGUCAUGUAACGGCGGGCAGUUAACCUAACCAGUGUUCCUGGAUUCUGUACCAGUACAAACCUCUUCUCCGCAAGUAACUGCCGACUUCCCCACAUGAAUCAGAGGUGGAGGACUAAUGAUUUCAGACACAAUGUCGUUUAUCAAAUAGUCACGGAGAACAUGCGCCCCGCCCGAGGAUGGAACUGGCGACCCCGCGAUCCGUAGACCAACGCUCUUACCUACUGAGCUAAGUGGGCGGGCUAUUUGGUAGGUUGCAUUGUCUUGUGGUCCUUUACCAAAAUUUUUCCGCCGCUGGGGUGAGAAGAGGCCCUGCCAUGGGGUGUCUCAAGUUUUACAUAGACUUAAUAUAUAGGAAAAAACUUUAAAAAUCUUCUUGUCUGAAACUGCAAGGCAUAGGCUUCUGAUAUUUGGUAUGUUGCCUUGCCUAGUGUCCCUCUACCAAAAUUUUUCAAAUUAUGCCCCUGGAGUGAAAAGAGGCCCUGCCAUGGGGGUCCCAAGUUUAACAUAAACUUAUAUAGGGAAAAAAAAUCUUCUUGUCUCGAAGUUCAAGGCCUAGGCUUUUGAUAUUUGGUAUGUAGCAUUGCCUAGUGGAUCUCUAACACGAUUGUUCAAAUUAUGCCCCUGGGGUGAAAAGAGGCCCCGCCCCAGGGUCACUUGUUAUAUGAGUUAUAUAGGAAAAAAAACUUAAAAAAUUAUCAGAUCAUAUUUCCUAGACUGUUUAAUUAUAAUUACAUUGAUGACCCCAAGUUUUAACCAAACUUGCACACAACUUGUAUCACCAUAAGAUCUCGGUUCCUUUCUUGAACUGGCCAGAUCCCAUAAUGGGUUCCAGAGUUAUGGCCCCUGAAAGGGCCAAAAUCAGCUAUUUUGACCUUGUCUGCACAAUAGCAGCUUUAUUUAUGAUUUGAUUUUUACCAAACUUGCACACAACUUGUAUCACCAUAAGAUCUUGGUUCCUUUCUGGAACUGGCAAGAUUCCAUUAUGGAUUCCAGAGUUAUGGCCCCUGAAGUGGUCAAAAUUAGCUAUUUUGACCUUGUCUGCACAAUAGCAGCUUCAUUUAUGGUUUGAUUUUAACCAAACUUGCUCAAAACUUGUGUCACCAUAAGAUCUCGGUUCCUUUCUUGAACAGGCCAGAUCCCUUAAUGGGUUCCAGAGUGAUGGCCCCUGAAAGGGCCAAAAUUAGCUAUUUUGACCUUGUCUGCACAAUAGCAGCUUCAUUUAUGAUUUUAUUUUAACCAAACUUGCACACAACUUGUAUCACCACAAGAUCUUGCUUCCUUUCUUCAACUGGCCAGAUUCCAUCAUGGGUUCCAAAGUUAUGGCCCCUUAAAGGUCCAAAAUUGGUUAUUUUGGCUUUUGCAGCCAUAUAGAGACUUCAUUUAUGGUUUUAUUUGAUACAAACUUCCAAAAUAUCUUCAACAACAAUAAAUCUUGGAUUCCAUGACAAAUCAGAUCCAAUCGUAGGUUCCAGAGUUAUUUUAUAUCUGAUUACCUCCUCUGAUUGGAAUCAAAAUGGAUUUAUAUCAGUAAGUACUUACAGGACUUAUUUGAAAUUUCAUUAUUGUUAUUAGUUGGACUGAGACAAUCAGGAUAGAUAACUAUGGACUGAUUUUAUGUCAAAUUACCUCCCUUUAUUUCAAAUUAAAAUGGGUAUAUCUCCAUAACUACUGAGGAUACUGAUCUGAAAUUUCAUUUAUGUCACAGAUUUAUUUGGCAGAUCCUUCUUUUGUCCACUUACAAUUUUUUUUUAGCUCACCUGUCACAUAGUGACAAGGUGCCCUUCGUCCGUCGUCAAUCCAUCCGUCCAUGCGUGCGUCAACAAUUUCUUGUCUACACAAUAGUGGUUUCAUUUAUGAUUUUAUUUUAACCAAACUUGCACACAACUUGUAUCACCAUAAGAUCUCGGUUCCUUUCUUGAACUGGCCAGAUCCCAUUAUGGGUUCCAGAGUUAUGGCCCCUGAAAGGGCCAAAAUAAGCUAUUUUGACCUUGUCUGCACAAUAGCAGCUUUAUUUAUAAUUUGAUUUUUACCAAACUGGCACACAACCUGUAUCACCAUUAGAUCUUGGUUCUUUUCUUGAACUGGCCAGAUUCCGUUAUGGGUUCCAGAGUUAUGGCCCCUGAAAGGACCAAAAUUAGCUAUUUUUACCUUGUCUACACAAUAGCAGCUUCAUUUAUGAUUUUAUUUUAACCAAACUUGCACACAACUUGUAUCACCAUAAGAUCUUGGUUCCUUUCUUGAACUGGCCAGAUUCCAUCAUGGUUCCAGAGUGAUGGCCCCUGAAAGGGCCAGAAGUAGCUAUUUUGACCUUGUCUGCACAAUAGCAGCUUCAUUUAUGAUUUGAAUUUAAUCAAACUUGUACAAAACUUGUGUUACCAUAAAAUCUUGGUUCUUUUAUCGAACCGGCCAGAUCCCAUAAUGGGUUCCAGAGUUAUGGCCCCUGAAAGGGCCAAAAUUAGCUAUUUUGACCUUGUCUGCACAAUAGCAGCUUCAUUUAUGAUUUUAUUUUAACCAAACUUGCACACAACUUGUACCACCACAAGAUCUUGCUUCCUUUCUUCAACUGGCCAGAUUCCAUCAUGGGUUCCAGAGUUAUGGCCCCUUAAAGGUCCAAAAUUGGCUAUUUUGGUUUUUGCAGCUAUGUAUAGACUUCAUUUAUGGUUUUAUUUGAUACAAACUUCCAAAAUAUCUUCAGCAACAAUAAAUCUUGGAUUCCAUGACAAAUCAGAUCCAAUCGUAGGUUCCAGAGUUAUUUCAUAUCUGAUUACCUCCCCUGAUUGUAAUCAAAAUGGAUUUAUAUCAGUAAGUCCUAUGGACUUAUUUGAAAUUGCAUUAUUGUCAUUAGUUGGACUGAGCAAAUCAUGGUAGAUAACUAUGGACUGAUUUUAUAUCAAAUUACCUCCCUUUAUUUCAAAUUAAAAUGGGUAUAUCUCCGUAACUAAUGAAGAUACUGAUCUGAAAUUUCAUUUAUGUCAACAGAUUUAUUUGGCAGUCACUUAUAAUAAUUUUUUUUUAAUUACUUCCCUUUUACGUUUACGAUCUUUAUGAAAGUUGGUCAGAAUGUUCAUCUUGAUGAUAUCUAGGUCAAGUUGAAACUGGGUCACGUGCCAUCAAAAACUAGGUCAGUAGGUCUAAAAAUAGAAAAACCUUGUGACCUCUCUAGAGGCCAUACUUUUCAUGGGAUCUUUAUGAAAGUUGGUCAGAAUGUUCAUCUUGAUGAUAUCUAGGUCAAGUUGAAACUGGGUCACGUGCCAUCAAAAACUAGGUCAGUAGGUCUAAAAAUAGAAAAACCUUGUGACCUCUCUAGAGGCCAUAUAUUUCAUGGGAUCUUCAUGAAAGUUGGUCAGAAUGUUCAUCUUGAUGAUAUCUAGGUCAAGUUCGAAACUGGGUCACGUGCCAUCAAAAACUAGGUCAGUAGGUCUAAAAAUAGAAAAACCUUGUGACCUCUCUAGAGGCCAUAGAUUUCAUGAGAUCUUCAUGAAUAUUGGUCAGAAUGUUUAUCUUGAUGAUAUCUAGGUCAGGUUCGAAACUGGGUCACGUGGGGUCAAAAACUAGGUCAUUAGGUCUAAAAAUAGAAAAACCUUGUGACCUCUCUAGAGGCCAUAUUUCUCAAUGCAUCUUCAUGAAAAUUGGUCAGAAUGUUCAUCUUGAUGAUAUCUAGGUCAAGUUCGAAACUGGGUCACGUGGGGUUAAAAACUAGGUCAGUAGAUCUAAAAAUAGAAAAACCUUGUGACCUCUCUAGAGGCCAUAUUUUUCAUGAGAUCUUCAUGAAUAUUGGUCAGAAUGUUCACCUUGAUGAUAUCUAGGUCAAGUUCGAAACUGGGUCAUGUGGGGUCAAAAACUAGGUCAGUAGAUCUAAAAAUAGAAAAACCUUGUGACCUCUCUAGUGGCCAUAUUUCUCAAUGGAUCUUCAUGAAAAUUGGUCAGAAUGUUCACCUUGAUGAUAUCUAGGUCAAGUUCGAAACUGGGUCAUGUGCGGUCAAAAACUAGGUCAGUAGGUCUAAAAAUAGGAAAACCUUGUGACCUCUCUAGAGGCGAUAUUUUUCAAUGGAUCUUCAUGAAAAUUGGUCAGAAUGAUUAUCUUGAAGAUAUCUAGGUCAAGUUCGAAACUGGGUCACGUGGGGUUAAAAACUAGGUCAGUAGAUCUAAAGAUAGAAAAACCUUGUGACCUCUCUAGAGGCCAUAUUUUUCAUGAGAUCUUCAUGAAUAUUGGUCAGAAUAUUCACCUUGAUGAUAUCUAAGUCAGGGCCAAAACUGGGUCACGUGGGGUCAAAAACUAGGUCAGUAGGUCGAAAAAUAGAAAAAACCUUGUGACCUCUCUAGAGGCCAUAUUUCUCAAUGGAUCUUCAUGAAAAUUGGUGAGAAUGUUCAGCUUGAUGAUAUCUAGGUCAGGUUCGUAACUGGGUCAUGUGCGGUCAAAAACUAGGUCAGUAGGUCGAAAAAUAGAAAAACCUUGUGACCUCUGUAAAGGCCAUAUUUUCCACGAGAUCUUCAUGAAAAUUGGUGAGAAUGUUCACCUUGAUGAUAUCUAGGUCAAGUUUAAAAAUGGGUCACGUGCCUUCAAAAACUAGGUCAUUAGGUCAAAUAAUAGAAAAACCUUGUGACCUCUCUAGAGGCCAUAUUUUUCAAUGGAUCUUCAUGAAAAUUGGUCAGAAUUUUUUAGCCCAUCAUCUGAUGAUUCAAAUCACUCUGCGUCCGUGGUCCGUCGUCCUUCCGUCCGUCCGUCCGUCAUUCCGUCCGUCCGUCCUUCCGUUAACAAUUUCUCGUUAUCGCAUCUCCUCAGAAACUACCAGGGGGAUUUUGACCAAACUUUGUCAGAAUGAUGUAUUGGUACCCUAGUUGUGUCCCGCUGAAAAUCAGACUGGUUCAACAAUUUUUGAAUGAGUUAUAGCCCUUUGUUUAUUUCUAUAAUUUACAUAGAUUUAUAUAGGGAAAAACUUUGAAAAUCUUCUUGUCCAAAACCACAGAGCCUAGGGCUUUGAUAUUUGGUAUGAAGCAUCAUCUAGUGGUCCUCUACCAAGAUGAUUCAAAGUAUUUCCCUUGGGUCUAAUAUGGCCCCGCCCCGGGGGUCAAAUGGUUUAUAUGGACUUAUAUAGGGAAAAACUUUGAAAAACCUCUUGUUCAAAACCACAGGACCUAGGGCUUUGAUAUUUUGUAUGUGACAUCAUUUAGUGGUUUUCUACUAAGAUUUUUCAAAUUAUCCCCCUAGGGUCAAAUAUGGCCCCGCCCCGGGGGUCACAUGGUUUACAUAGACUUAUAUAGGGAAAACUUUGAAAAUCUUCUUGUCCAAACCACAAAGACUAGGGCUUUGGCAUUUGUAAUGUAGCAUCAUCUAGUGGUUCUCUACCAAGUUUGUUCAAAUUAUCCCCCUAGGGUCAAAUAUGGCCCCACCCUGGGGGUCACAUGGUUCAUAUAGACUUGUAAAGGGAAAAGCUUUUAAAAUCUUCUUGUCAAUAACCUACAACAUUCAGAUUUGGACCACAUGUAUGGUUUUGAGUGGCAAGAUGAACCUUGACAUGAGUUGACCUUGAUUUUGACCUAGUGACCUACUUUCACAUUUUUGUAGCUACAGCCUUCAAAUUUGGACCACAUGCAUAGUUUUAUGCACUGUAAAAACCUUUGAUCUUGACAUUGACCUAGUGACCUACUUUCACAUUUUCGAAGGUACAGGCUUCAAAUUUGGACCACAUGCAUAGUUUCGUGUUCUGAAAUGAAAUUUGACCUUGAUUUUGACCUAGUGACCUACUUUCACAUUUCUCAAGCUACAGCCUUCAAAUUUGGACCUUAGGCAUAGUUUUGUGUACCGAAACAAACCUUGACCUUUACAUUGACCUAGUGACCUACUUUCACAUUUUUGAAGGUACAGGCUUCAAAUUUGGACCACAUGCAUAGUUCUGUGUUCCGAAAUAAACUUUGACCUUAAGAUUGACCUAGUGACCUACUUUCAAAUUUCUCAAACUACAGCCUGCAGACUUGUUGUACAUGCAUAGUUUUGUGUACAAAGAACUUUGUCCUUGAAAUUGAUCUAGUGACCUACUUUCACAUUUCUCAAGCUACAGCUUUCGAAUUUGGACCACAUGCACAGUGAUGUGUACGGAAAUGAAAUUUGACCUUGAGCUAUUCAUUAAGACUUGAAAUUUGGAACACUCAAAAAUGGCACAUUGGUGGGCGCCAAGAUCACUCUGUGAUCUCUUGUUAUCUUGAUGAUAUCUAGGUCACAUGUGCUCAAAAACUAGGUCACUAUGUCAAAUUAUAGAAAUAACGAUGUCAUACUCAGUUGAACACUGGGUCAUGUGGAGAUAGGUGAGCGAUUCAGGACCAUUAUGGUCCUCUUGUUUAUUAUUGGCCGUAGGGAAAACACGAGACCACUUUUCUGUGGUACAAUAUGGAUGGUACCUCCAAUUUUUAGGUGUAUUUUGACAUAUCUGUACCUUGUAAGAAUUUUUUUUUCUUUUCGGUUAAAUUUCUUCCCUUUGUUGUUACUGUCCUUUGGACUUUUUUUUCUGAGGACCUUCUUGUCCUCAAGUGCAAUGAUAACAGGUGAGCGAUAUAGGGCCAUCAUGGCCCUCUUGUUAGGUAUAUUUUGACAUAUCUGUACCUUCUAAGAAUUUUUUCUUCUUGUUUUUGAUUAAAGCAAUGGUACUCAGGUGAGCGAUAUAGGGCCAUCAUGGCCCUCUUGUUUAAGGUAUAGCCUUGAAAUUUGGAUGACAUGUACAGUUUUGCACACCGAUCUUAAAACUGACUUUCAGUGACCCUGAGUGUGACCUACUUACCUACUUUCUUAAUAUUUUAGCAUCAGUUUGCCAUUUGAAACAUGUGGCUCAUAUUACUCAACUGAGCGGUUCAGGGUCAUCAUGACCCUCUUAUUUAAUAAGUUAAAAAAAUGUUUCUUUUUAUAAUACUGACUUCAUCAUUAUGCCCCUAUUCGAAGAAGGAGGGCUAUAUUGUUUUGCAGAUGUUGGUCUGUAUGUCGGUUGGUAUGUAGACCAAUCGGUUUCCGUAUUAUAACUCAAGAACGCUUGGGCCUAGGAUCUUGAAAGUUGAUGGAGGUUGGUCAUAACCAGCAGAUGACCCAUAUUGAUUUUGAGGUCAGUGGGCCAUAGGUCAAGGUCACAGUGACCCUGGACAGUUAAACAGUUUCUGGUGAUAUCUCGAAAACGCUUGGGCCUAGGAUCAUGAAAGUUGAUAGGGAGGUUGGCCAUGACCAGCAGAUGACCCCUAUUAAUUUUGAGAUCAGUAGAUCAAAGGUCAAGGUCACAGUGACCUGGAACAAUUAAACCGUUUCCGGAAGAUGACUUGAGAACGCUUGGGCCUAGGAUUACUUAAUAGGGAGGUUGAUCAUGACCGACCAACAGAUGACCCCUAUUGAUUUUGAGAUCAGUAGGUCAAAGAUCAAGGUCACAUUAACGCAGAACAGUAGAACUUUUUUUGCCAGAUAACUAGAGAAUGCUAUGGUCUAAGAUCACAUUUGAUAUAGAGGUCACUUAUGACUGGUAAAUGACCCGCAAUUAUUGAUUUUACGUCAAAUGUCCAGUGCACAGUGACCAAAUAAUUUCUGUUCCUUGUGUAGUUACUGAAUGCAUCAAGGGGGGCAUUUCGUGUUCCACAAGCUCUUGUUGACAUUUUAAGAUGUAAACAUGCAGUUUCCCACUAGUAAGACUAACAGUUUUUUUUAGCUCACCUGUCACGAAGUGACAAGGUGAGCUAUUGUGACUGCUUGAUGUCCAUCGUGCAUAGUGUGUCGUGCGUCAACAAUUUCUAAAAAAAUCUUCUUCUUGAAAACCACUGGGCAGAAGUACACCAAACUUCACAGGAAUGAUCCUUGGGUGGCCCCCUUUCAAAAUUAUUCAAAGAAUUGAAUUCCGUGCAGAACUCUGGUUGCCAUGGCAACCAAUAGGAAAAACUUUAAAAAUCUUCUUAUCCAAAACCACAGGGCCUAGGGCUUUGAUAUCUGGUGUGUAGCAUCAUCUAGUGGUCCUCUACCAAAAUUGUUCAAAUUAUCCCCCUAGAGUUAAAUAUGGCCCCGCCCCAGGGUCACAUGGUUUAUAUAGACUUAUAUAGGGAAAACUUGGAAAAUCUUCUUGUACAAAACCACAUGGCCUAGGGCUUUGAUAUUUGGUAUGUAGCAUCAUCUAGUUGUCCCCUACCAACAUGGUUCAAAUUAUCCCCCUGUGAUCAAAUAUGGCCCCGCCCAGGGGUCACAUGUUUUAUAUAGACUUAUAUUGGGAAAACUUUGAAAAUCUUCUUAUACAAAACCACAUGGCCUAGGGCUUUGAUAUUUGGUGUGUAGCAUCAUCUAGUGGUCCUCUACAAAGACUAUUCAAAUUAUCCCCCUAGAGUUAAAUAUGGCCCCGCCCCGGGGGUCCCAAGUUUAACAUAGACUUAUAUAGGAAAAAAAGUUUAAAAAUCUUCUUGUCUGAAACCACAACACUUAGACUUUUGAUAUUUGGUUUAUAGCAUUGUCUUUUGGUCCUCAACCAAAAUUAUUCAAAUUGUACCCCUUGGGUGAAAAGAGGCCCUGCCCUGGGGGUCCCAAGUUUUAUAUAGACUUGUAUAGGAAAAAGCUUUAAAAAUCUUCUUGUCUUAAACCAUACGACCUAGGCUUUUGAUAUUUGGUAUGAUGCAUUGUCUAGUAGUCUUCUACCAAAGUUGUUCAAAUUUUGCCACUGGGGUUAAAAGAGGCCCCGCCCUGGGGUCACUUAGUUAUUAUGUGAGUUAUAAAGGAAAAAUACUUAAAAAAUCAUCUGAUCCUAUUUCCAAGACUGCUUAAUUAUAAUUACCUGAUGACCCCAAGUAAUAUGAUGUCACGUGACUGUGACCUUGACCUACUGACCUACUUUCUUGUUUUUUAAGAUACAGCCUUAAAAUUUUGAUGACGUACACAGUUUUGCACACAAAUCGUAAAACUGAAUUUCAUUGACCAUGAAUGUGACCUACUGGAUUUUUAUAAUAUUUUAUCAUCAGUUUGACAUUUGAAACAUGUAGCUCAUAUUACUCAGGUGAGCGAUCCAGGGUCAUCAUGACCCUCUUGUUUCAAAAAGUGGUCUUAAUAGUGGGGUGGUUUUAAUAAAAUGGGAAGUCAUCCAAUACACAUGUAAGGUCUAAAAUGUGUAAUAUAUAUAGGAAUGUUGUAUUCUUUAUGUGUUUAAAAUAUAUAUUAACAAAUAUCUGCUGUUUGGACCUGAAAAUUUAAUAAAUAUACUAUAGAAACAAAGAAACUCCACAUUGAAAGUUGGGGUUAUUUUCAUUACAUAGCUUAAAUUUGUUGGGCAAUGUUAGAAAUGUACAUGUACUUUGACUGACAAACAUAGCCAACCAAAACUAAUACGAUUUUAUUCAGCCCAUUGUUAAAUUCAUGUACCCGCUCCUGAUUUCCUUGUGCAGCCCAUGCUUGUCAACCAUGUGGUUUUAUAGAGCAAAGUUUACACUGUUACAUGUGUUAAUCAAGAUACGACCAUAUUUUCAGAGAUUUCCUGACAAUCAGUUUUGAUAAUGCCAAGGCUAAAUUUUGAAGAGAAGGCCCAAGUUUUGGACUUGCUUAAAGGGAAUUCCUAUAGUUUUUAUGUGUAUCUUUCUGCGCAGCCAAUACUAUCUAUGGAAAAAGUGAAGUGAAGUCAACAUUUGUUGAAACAUGUGAUAGACAAUCUUAAAUAUGAGGAAUCUUGUAUAAAAUAACAGUUUUCAGUAAGUUUUAUCAGUAACCAAAUGUUGAUACUGGUUUAUGUUGUAUUGACAUGUAUCAUGCCUGACAUGUAUCAUGCAGCUUGCCAUUUGUGACUGUGUUUUGACGGCACAUUUUAGUACAAAGACAGUAUUGUUUAUAUACCAUAAUGUUAGACAAUUAACUUUGUAUUGAUAAGACAAUAUCUUCUUUCAAAUCAUUUAGCAUUCAGUUAUAGAAAGGAUUAAAAAAUUUUUUAACUUCUAGCAGAUAUCGAUUUGGUCAAGUUCAGGCCAUUUUUUCAUCUGAACAGGUGUUGUAUUCAAGCGGUCUUAACAUACAAUUUUGCCUGGCGACCUGUACUUUUUCGGCCAUUUUUAUGUUCACAAUACAAUUACCUAUACACAAGGAAAACAGAAAAAAUUUCUAUGAAACAAUUUUUUCAAAAUUAAAAAAAGAUAAUCUUUACUAUGAGUAUUUUUCAUUGAAAAAAGUUCACAAAAGUGAAUAUGAAACCAGAUUUUUUUUUAUUUGUACCCAUCAUUAUUAUGAUAUUGUAUUACAAAUAUGACUAUGAUAUGAAAUAAAUAUAUAAACCUUA